This is a messenger RNA of Coccinella septempunctata (seven-spotted ladybird), 1470 nucleotides long. RefSeq names its product ataxin-10. The record is from RefSeq and is a predicted model, not a curated record. NCBI's taxonomy places the organism in Eukaryota, Metazoa, Arthropoda, Insecta, Coleoptera, Coccinellidae. The coding region runs from base 85 to 1413 and encodes 442 amino acids. The transcript has 4 exons. Gene Ontology annotation, cellular component: cytosol. Gene Ontology annotation, biological process: neuron projection development.
AAUCGAUGAUUGAUUUUAACCUAAAUUUUUUUUCAUUAUUUUAUUUGUUUAGAAUUAUUAUCCAAUUAUCAACCCAUUUGAAAUAUGCAGCAUUCUGAAAUCAUACAGUGCAAAGAGUUUAUUAAUCAUAACAAAUUCAAGGAAGCAGCCGAAACUAUAAAAACUUUAAAUACUGUAGGAUUUGAUUCAUCCAGCAAAUACUUGAAAGACAUCCUUCCGUAUGUUUCUUCAGACUAUCUCACAACAGAAGAAGAGUCAUUGCCUUUUCUAAUUGAACUCUUUCGUUAUUUAAGGAAUGUUGCAACAAAUGAGGAAAAUCAAAAUUUCAUUACAAAUGAUCCGCUUUUGAUUAAUGAAGUUGGGAUCAUAUUUCGAACAGUUCUAGACAAACCAAAUGGUACUCACUUGGUUAAAAUAAUUCUCCAGUUUCUGGUGAAUUUAGUGGUAUCAAAUCAGACAACUUGUUUAAAAGUAUCAAAUAUAUUGUAUGAGGAUAUCCUUGAUUGUUUCUAUAAGAGAAGAAAUAAUUAUGAAACUCUAGCCCUUCUGUAUAAUUUACAUUUACAGAACAGAGUCUUAUGUUUUAGAGAUGAACUUUUUGAGAAUGUCUUGCAUUUCUUGAGUGAAAAUGAUUCUGAAUAUGCCCAAUUUUUGGCAGAGUUGUUUUUGUAUUCUGAAAAUUUAUGGAGUAACUACAAUAAAUUUGAAAUAGCUAAUAGGAUAGUACUUUUAGAAUUGCUGAAAACAAGAUGGAUUGAAAGAAAAUUGAAUAAUCUUCCAAAAAUUUCAUUACAGAUUUUAAGUAAAAAAUUCUGGGAGUCUGAUAAUGUUAUUUUUCAAACGUUAUCUUCUGAAGAUAGUUCUUUGGAACCCUUUGAAAUUUCUCUCCUACUAGAUAUUUUGGGUUGCCUAUGUGGCAAUGAUACUUACUUAGCAAUACUGCAGGGGGAUACUGACUUGAUCAUAAGAUGUGGGGUUUUGCUUAUUAAUAUACAUAAGCUAGGGAAACAAUCAGAGAAUUAUUUUUCAUCACUACAAAAACUGUCAGAAUUAAAGGAACCAAGUGAAGUAAUUCAAAAGCAUCCUGCCUUUGGUUUCAAAGUUGGACUCGUUCGACUCAUAGGUAAUCUAUGUUGGAAAAACAAAAGAGUUCAAGAUUUGGUAAGAGAAACUGAAACGAUACCUAUCCUCCUAGACUGCUGUAAUAUAGAUGCGAGAAAUCCACUGAUAAUGCAAUGGGUCAUCCUAGCAAUAAGAAAUUUAUGUGAGAACAACCCAGAGAAUCAAGCAAUAAUAGCUGGACUACAUAAAGAAGGAACUGUCAGUUCAGCCCUGGUUGAAGAAAUGGGAUUGACAUUGCACGACGAUGACAAAGGAGGAAUAAGGAUUGUCCCUCUUGACCUGAAAAAGUGAUCGAUUUGAUAGUGACUUUGAUUGUCGAACUUUAUAAAUAAAUUUUAUUUUAGAGAA